Molecule: messenger RNA, 819 nt
Organism: Trypanosoma conorhini
Lineage: Eukaryota; Euglenozoa; Kinetoplastea; Trypanosomatida; Trypanosomatidae
Exons: 1
Coding region: 1-819 (272 amino acids)
Cellular component (GO): membrane
Source: RefSeq, a predicted model, not a curated record
AUGUAUGCGGAGUACCCCCGGCCAAGGGACAGCGACAGCGGCUGCCUCCGGUUCUUCAGCGCGCUGCUGAUGGGGAUGAAUAUACUCCUGACAGCUGCUGCCGUCGCAGGCCUGGCCAUUGGCCUGCUGGAGCGCAGCACUAUGGAGGCGACGCUGAAGGAGUUGUGUUUGUCGUGCCACACAAUGUUUAUUGCGUACAUUGCGGUCCUCAGUGUGCUCCUCGGCUUUUCACUGCUCGGCUUCUUUGCCCUCUGCACUCGUAAUACGUUUCUGCGUGUGAUGUACUUCAUCUACCUGUUCUUGGUGUUUCUGGGGGCCUUCGCCAUUUCCCUCGCGUACUUCCUCGUCAGCACGAACCAAGUCAACAUGGAGGCAAACUGGGACAAGGCCACCGUGAGCAGCCCCCAGGACAUUUGCUCCCUCGAGCUGCAAUUUCACUGCUCCGGCUGGAAGACGCUCUGCAACACUUCACCUGUGAAAGGCACGCACUUUCUGACCCGACAGGACGGUCUGCCGUUCCUCACGGGGGGAGACGAGCGGACACCCGCGAAUAAUGCGGUUCCACUGGCUGUUUCUGCCGACCCCGCCCUGCAGGUUUUCUGCCCCGUCUGCAGCGAGGAGGAUCAAAAAGAAAUCAAUCAAUACAACAGCACAUGUGAGUCUGUUGUGAUGGGCGCCAUUAAGCACCACAUGAAGGAAGUGCUUCCGAUUGGGCUCUCCAUCACAGUCAUUGCCCUCCUUGGGAUGAUUGUGACAUGUCUGCUGCGGCGCGAGAAAAACCGCGACGAAUAUUACGGCGGCCGUUACUACCGAGUGUAG